Molecule: messenger RNA, 1329 nt
Organism: Neodiprion virginianus
Lineage: Eukaryota; Metazoa; Arthropoda; Insecta; Hymenoptera; Diprionidae
Product: cuticle protein 21-like
Exons: 2
Coding region: 21-755 (244 amino acids)
Cellular component (GO): extracellular matrix
Source: RefSeq, a predicted model, not a curated record
CGAUCCUCUUACGAACAAACAUGGCUUGCAAGCUCAUAAUUGUCCUGGCAGUGGCAGCCGUGGCCAAUGGCGGAGUAGUGCCAGUGGCACCAGCCGCACCAGUGCUGGCUAAGCUUGAGGAUUUCGACUCGGUCCCGCAGUACAGCUUCGCCUACGACGUCCAAGACACUCUGACCGGUGAUUCCAAGGCGCAGUACGAGACGCGAAACGGAGACAUCGUCCAGGGCAGCUACUCUCUCAUCCAGCCCGACGGAGUUCGUCGCAUCGUCGACUACACGGCGGACCCCGUCAACGGGUUCAACGCCGUCGUCAGUAACGAACCGGCCCUGGCCGCCGUCGCUCUAGCCCCAGCCGCCGCCGCCUUCCCAGUUGCUCCUGCCGCCCCCGCCGCCCCCGUCGCUCCAGCCAUCCCAGCGUCGGGCCCAGACUCCGACGUCGAGGUCGUCGAGGCCCGUUCCGGGCCCCUCAGGAACGCUCCGUUGGCCAAGGACCCCGCCCCCAAGGCCUCCGCCCCCGCUCGACUCGUCGCCAGCGCCCCAGCCGCCCCCCUGGCCCCCGUCAGGGCCGCAGCAGCGCCCCUCAAGUACGCGGCCUACACGGCACAGGCCCCGGUGGUCGCUGCACCCCUCGCAAAAAUUUCUACCCUCAACUACGCGACCUACCCUGCCUACUCCGCCUACACCGCUGCCUACUCCUCACCCUUCGCCUACUCCGCCCCUGCCGCCGGUCUGACUUACGCCCCCGCCGCAUUGUGAGGUGUCAAAAGCCGGCCAGGGAAAUGGACGCACCGUUUUUUACCGCUGAUUUCAUAUUCGUUCACAUCCGUACGGUUCUUUCCGAAUUCUGUGAUCAAGUAAACCUGAGAAACUUAUCAUUAUUCAAGCAAUGUAGAACACAGUUCAAAUUCUUUCACGCAUACCAUUGACCUGCAAAUAUAUAUACUGGAAUGAUCGAAAAUUUUUGGCUAAAUGUGGUACUCGUGUUGCCAAAAAUGGUGCUUCUGUAAUCCCGACCCCUUGGAGAAAUGCUUGCUUGUAACCGGAAAGAAAAUUUUUAUAUCUUCGUUGCGAACGUGUCAGUCAAUCUAUUUGUUUUUUUUUUAUUUAUUUUUAUAAAUUGUAGCUUUAUUAUAUGCGAUUGAAAUUUAUUUAGCAUCGUGGAGUGAAGGAUAUUCGAAUUGUAGGUCAAACAAGUACGUCACAUGAAUUAUUUGAUAACUUUUCGACCCGAGUGUGUGGGUCCUUCUCGGAACGAUAUUACAUUUAUUAACAGUGUCAGGAACAGAUGGAAAAACGAACAUCGUCGUACAAAUAUUUUUUCAUAUCCAUA